This is a messenger RNA of Botrytis cinerea B05.10, 2469 nucleotides long. RefSeq lists its product as hypothetical. Lineage: Eukaryota; Fungi; Ascomycota; Leotiomycetes; Helotiales; Sclerotiniaceae. The transcript is spliced from 2 exons. The record is from RefSeq and is a predicted model, not a curated record. Gene Ontology annotation, cellular component: transcription factor TFIID complex. Gene Ontology annotation, biological process: DNA-templated transcription initiation. The coding region runs from base 219 to 2141 and encodes 640 amino acids.
GCGAUUCAUUCAAUGACCACAGUAUUAACGCGGGAAAGAAAACAGCUUAACAGUCAUCAAAACAACGAGUGAAUACGGUUGCGCCAGUCUCUAAGCUGCAUUGUGAAGAUUUAUACUAGCGCAUGGGUCGGUGUUAUAAGAGGUAGCCGGGCUUUGCGCCUGGGUUGUGAAGGAUACAGGAGAUUAACAGAGGCAAUUACGAUCACGUCGUCGACAUCAUGGCGCAACCACAGCAACAGCAACCUCCGUACCCCAUGCCUCAGAGGCCCUUUUCUCCCCCGCAGCCAGUUAAUUCACCUUCAACGCAAACCCAACAGCAGUUCGCGUUUCCGCCCCACAAGCGACAAAGAAUGUCUCCCAAUCCGCCCUCUCAACCAGGUUCGCCAUAUGUUACAUCACCAUAUGCUGCUUCUGGUCAGAAUUCAGCUUCACCUUCGCCGCAUUUUUCAACUGUGCAAAUUCCUCAGGGCGCCUAUACCACGCCAUAUUCGAAUGGAUCGAAUGCGCAACCAUCGCCUUCAUUGAAUCUGCCGCAAACUCCGAUGGCUCUUCCACCUCAUGCGCAACCAAGUCCAUUGAGCUUCCCAAACCAAGUUCAGCAUCACCAUCAAGGAAAUAUGGCGUCGGCUCAUUUCAACAACUUUAAUUUGCAGAUGCCACAACAGCACCACCCUGGCGGAGUUAUGGGCCCACCUUCGAGACCGGUCGAUAAAAAUAAGGUUGAUGGUUUGGAUCCGUUGGAUGUUUUGGGGGGAACUGGUGUUGAUCUUGCAGAGGAGGAACAAUAUACAUUUCAGCAGUAUUCGUCAUCGUUCAAUGCUCAAGGCUCAAGGUCACACCCAGGAAAUAUUUCGGCAGGUCACAGUUUUACUCAGUUUCCACCAGGGAAUGAGGGAGCCUUUUACGGCUCAGGUCCGGCUAAUCAACCCGGAGAGGCACCAAAUGCCAAAUCACAAGAGGAUUUCGAGAAGAAGGCUGCGGACAAAGCAUGGCAUGAUGCGGCUCGUGACUUGGCAGUAUCAAGGCAAAGGGAAUUAAAUAAUCCAUUUUUAAAUGUUGGCCACGUUCACAAGAGGAUGGAGAAGAUCGCACAUGAUAAUGGUCUUGGGUUGAAUACAGAUUUAAAUGGAAAGAUGGGAACUAUGAAACUACCUGAACAUUUCCCUGAUACGACUGUCAAAGUGCAAACUGCGGUUGGACCAGAUGGAGCUAUCACUGCAACAACAGGUGCCUUCAUUCCAUCUGAUUCUUUACUUGUUGACCAACUUGCGCUUAUGUCUAUCUCUACCAAGCAUCGACUUCGUGGAUUAUUAGAGGAUGGAUUAAAGUUAGCUAUUGGUCGACAGACAAGCUCUCAUGCCCAAAUUAGGGAUGAAUGGACAGAUGUUGCUGUACCAGCGAUAAAACCUAGUGUUGCUACUAUUGUUAAUGAAGGUGGCCCACGGAUUGGAUGGGAGAGUGCUGUCAGCCCUCUCAGCAACCCUCUCAAACGCCCUCUCUCAGCUGCAGGUAGAUUGCCUACCCCUGUAUCAGAUAGUGCGAAGGCACAGACUAAGUCUUUUGCGAAUGAUGUUGCGUUGACACUUCGAAAAUGUGCUACCAAGGAGCAAGAAGCUGAAGAGGCUCGACUGCGAAGACGUAAAGCUCGUGAGUCUGGUGAUGGAUCUCGUGCGGGUUCAAUAAACCCGGGUACGCCAGGUUCCAUGGCUCCGGAUAUUCUUGACAAGCCACCCACCAAGAAAGAAAUGAAGAAGAAAGCAGAGGCAAAAACUAGUGAGGCAGCAAGUCACGCAGCAGCCAAUGUAACAACUACACAAUUUUUGGGUGGUGGAAAGAGUAUGUUCGGAAAGAAGAAGCAAUAUAGUUGGAUGACUGCUGGAGGAUCCGGUAGUGGUAGCAGCACGCCAGGUAAAAUCAUGACCCAAGGUCUUGGCUCUUCUGGUGCAAGCCCCGUUGCGAAUCCGGGACCCGAAAAAAUGACUACCGAUGGAGUGCGAAGGUUAGGAACUUGGCGAGAAGAUGGUGGCAAGGGACGAAAUAUCCAGCUUCGAGAUUGGAUCAUGGUUCUCGAGGAUGAUGGCAGGGAGAAAAAGGCACUACAAAAAGCAUACGCUCAGGUGGAUGAUGAUCGGAAUGCGUAAGUGAGAAAGAAGGAAAGAAAUAUUGGUUUCAUGGAUAGGGCAAUUGCAGAAUAAUAUUUGCAUGGCGUUGCAUGGAUCACCAGGCGUUUUGCAGUGUCUCCUCGACGGGAAGGAUGGGCACACUUCUUCAAUCCCAUUGGGGAUUCUCUGAAUGAAUUACAUACUAUAUGGUUGUGUGGGGGUGAGAACGUUUGCAUAUUUCGUCUUACCAUUGGGUUUGAUUUGUGAAUCGAGACCUUUUUUUGAUCACGAUAUAUUAUUUUGUGCAAUGUGAUAGGCAAUUAGGUAGCAAUAACUCAUCCACAAACCAAGUGUCUAUCUGGUAUUA